Acanthosepion pharaonis is the source of this 1149-nucleotide messenger RNA. Lineage: Eukaryota; Metazoa; Mollusca; Cephalopoda; Sepiida; Sepiidae. The record is from the annotation of a GenBank genome assembly.
AUGAUUUUCAUUCUUUUGUCUUCCUUCAAAUUCCCUCACGUACUUUUUUCAAAAUCUUUAUUUUUUUUCUUUUUCUUUUUUGUUAUUUUUCUUCUCUAUGCUAAUCAUUCUUCUACAUUCUCCAUUUUCCUUUUUCGUUCAUUUUUUCUGUAUGUUACUUAUUUUCUGCUCAUUUUACUUUUUUAUUCUUUAUUUCUGUUUCAUUCGUUUCUUCUCAUUAUUUUCAUUCUUUUUUUUUCGUCUUUUUCACUCGCAUUUUUUCUUUUUUGUUUUCUUUAUUUUUUUUCUCAUUUUCCUUCUUUUUUGUUCUGUUCUUUUCUUCUCUUCGUUCUUUACAUUCUUCUUCUUCUUCUUCUUCUUCUUCUUCUUCUUCUUCUUCUUCUUCGCGCCAAACUUUCUUUCAUCUUCCCUUUUUUGAUUAUGCUACUUUGGUUUAAAUUUCAUCAUUGGUUCUGUCGAACCUCCUGUUUUUUGAAAAUUGGCCAUCUAUCUAUCUAUCUAUCUAUCUAUCUAUCUAUCUAUCUAUCAGUCUUUUCUGUUCACCACUAUUUUCUUCCUAUUUGUCAUUCGAUUACCCACUAUCUAUCUAUCUAUCUAUCUAUCUAUCUAUCUAUCUAUCUAUCUAUCUAUCUAUCUAUCUAUCUAUCACUCUUAAUGCCUAUUCUUUCUCUCUGUCGCAACAUGUUCCUCUUUCUCUAUAUACUUUUUAGCCUAUCUAUCUAUCUAUCUAUCUAUCUAUCUAUCUAUCUAUCUAUUAUUUAUCUAUCUAUCUAUCUAUCUAUCUAUCUAUCUAUCUAUCUAUCUAUGUUAGCCUAUUUCUCCUAUCUAUUUCAACCUGUGUACCUUCUCUCUCUUCCCCCUCUCUCUCUGUCUGUCUCUACAUUAUUCUCUCUUCCUCCAUUCUUGUCUGUCCUUUUAUGUCUCCUCGAACUAUAUUUGUCUUUUAAACUAUAUCCCUUCCAUUUCAUUCCUUUUCCCUUUCAUUAUUUCCCACUUUGGCCGCAUUUUUAUUCCAUUCUUGUUACGCCUCCAUUAAAACAGUCUUUCCAUUCACUCUUCUACUAUUUCGAAGCCUCUUUUUUCACUUCUCCUUCUCUUCCCGCCUUUUUUUUUAUCAACUCAUCUCGCCUCGCGGCUGUCCACCGAUAG